CCACGACUGUAGGUCCGCCCAGAAGUGUGUGUCAGUGCGUGUGUGUGGAUUCCAAUCUGGAGUUGGUGUUUCACUGGUGAAACGUGAGUGGUGAAUUGAAGUCGGAGGACACUCGUUUACCGUUGUCUGAGGAAUUGUUCAACCAGCAUCUCUACUCGAACCCAAGAGUCAUAUCUGGACUGUGUGAGUGAUUGACAGCCGACAGGAUGGACGAGCUUCAGGACGUGCAGCUGACCGAGAUCAAACCCCUCUUGAUGGACAAGAAUGGACGCAACUUCCAGGACUUUGAUUGCCAGGAGCAUGAUAUCGAGACCGCCCAUGGAGUCCUCCAUGUCACCAUGCGAGGCACCCCCAAAGGCAACCGUCCCGUCAUUCUGACCUACCACGACAUCGGACUCAACCACAAGUCGUGCUUCAACACUCUGUUCAACUUUGAGGACAUGCAGGAGAUCACUCAUCACUUUGCAGUGGUCCACGUGGAUGCCCCUGGACAACAGGAGGGGGCUCCCCCUUUCCCCACAGCGUAUCAGUACCCCACUGUGGACGAGCUAGCUGAGAUGAUCCCUUCAGUUAUGACCCACCUCAAGAUAAACAAUGUUAUUGGGAUUGGAGUGGGUGCUGGAGCAUACAUCCUGUCCAAACUGGCGCUGAAUGAACCCACUCUAGUGGAGGGCCUGGUUCUGAUCAAUGUGGACCCAUGUGCAAAAGGCUGGAUUGACUGGGCUGCAACUAAGCUGUCUGGGUGGACCAGUAACCUGGUGGACAUUGUCAUGGAGCAUCACUUCAGUGCGGACGAGUUGAGUGAUAACCUGGAGAUCAUCCAGACCUACCGUCUCCACAUCUCACAGGACAUCAACCAGGACAACCUGGCUCUCUUCUACAAUUCCUACAACGGUCGUCGGGAUCUGGAGAUCGAGAGGCCCAUCCCUGGUCUGAAUGAGGAUACUGUCCACACACUGAAGUGUCCAUCUCUGUUGGUUGUGGGAGACACGUCCCCAGCAGUGGACGCUGUGGUGGAGUGCAACUCAAGGUUAAACCCGACGAAAACGACCUUGCUCAAAAUGGCAGACUGUGGUGGACUGCCUCAGGUUGUCCAGCCUGGUAAACUCGCAGAGGCCUUCAAAUACUUUGUGCAAGGAAUGGGCUACAUGCCCACAGCGAGCAUGACUCGUCUGGUCCGCUCGCGCACCCACUCGUCCUCCAGCAUGGGCUCAGUGGACGGCCCGCGCAGCCGCACCCAUACCAACUCGACACUAGAGGGCGCCACCGCCGGCCCAGCCCUCGACGCCCAGAACCGGCCGCAGACCAUGGAGGUGUCCUGCUAGAGGGCCAGCGUGUCCUCUCUCCGCACCCUCACGACCCUCCACUUUUCUCUGCUCUAAGCCCGCAGUCCAGCCAGACAGGGCCUCAGUGCUUACCCCAACACUUUUAUUGUUGUUGUUUUUUUCUUGCUUUUAUCCCUUCUCUCUGUCUCUCUCUCUCUCUCUCUCUGUCUCUCUCUCUAUCUGUCUCUCUCCCUCUCUCUCUCUGUCUCUCCCUUUCUCUCUUUCUCUCUCUAUCUCUCUCUUCAUCUCCUCCGUUGUUCUUUCUCGCACUAUCUCUCUUUCGCUCAUUCCAUACCCAGUCAGAGAAUGUUGUCGUGGUUAAAGGGAUGGCGAGCGGAGCGACUGUAUUUGUAAUCCAGAUCUACUUGAACACUCAAGUCAGAGGCCCUGUGUUCCUCCGUGUUCUCCCUGAGUAGGAUUUGGGUUUCCUCCUUCAACAGCUCUCGUGCCCCUGCCCACUCCCGGUGGCAUCGGAGCUCGGUGACCAGAUCUCAACCUGUUUGUUGCUUUUGUAAAUAUUACUGGAGAUGUCUCUUUCUGGAAACGGGGGGCUGGUGGGGUUCUGCGUACAUUAGGACGAGGUAUUGAAGGAGGUCAUCUUUGUACAUGUCUUUCCUCUAGGUCUUCCUCUGUAUAGAUUAGACCACAUUUUCAUCCCAGAGUACACUAAUUUCUCCCCUCCUUUUGUUUCUGUCUUGAGAUACUCCUGAUCUGGUCUCCAUUAUUGGCACUCAUGGAGUGAAAAACCAAUGAUUUUUGUGGUCUUUGUUUUCUAUAUUAUUAUUAUUAUUCUCAUUAUUAUUAUUAUUAUUAUUAUUAUUAAUGUUAUUAUAUUAUGUUGUGAUUUGUGAUGAUACUUUUUGCUUAUUUAUGAUUGCAAACUAGUAUGACAACGCGUUCUGUAUUUGCAUACCACAAACUAUGGGCCGCAUGACCCCAUUAUACAGUAGAUUAAUCUCAAUGAAGGUGUACUUCGGGAUUGCAUUUGUCUAGAUGUAUCUAGAGGUAGACAGCAUCAUUGUUAUAGAAAGAAUGUCAGCAUCCCAAUUGACCUUAGAUUAAAGAAUGAAAAGGCAAGGACUUCUUCCUUGACCUUAUGAGGUUCUGAUAAAUGUGGUGUGAGCGCCAUGUUGGCCCAGUGGUCUUCUAUUGGCUUCUGUGGUCUCUACACAACAAUUUGAAAAUUCACAAUCAGCUGAAGAUCUGAUGCUGCUAUCUCUUAGCACAAUUACAGAAUAUUGUUGAAUUGUUGGACUGAAACAAAAGUAAAAAAAAAAUAAAAAAUCUGCAAUAUACAUCUUGAGGGAAAAAAAUGGAUACAUGUCUACUGUAAAAGAGCAGUUCAAUCAUAAUUUUAAUCUGACUUGUCCAAUCCUUUUGACAGACCUUGCCCCCUCUAUUCUUGUAAUCCAUGGGUUUAUUUCCAAGAUUUUAUUUUGUUGUCUUCUUACUGUUGUAAUUAAUAUGACUGUUUUUAUUUGUUGUUUUGGAUGGGUAUUGUUUAUUGUUCUCUGGAUUGUACCACACCCUUAGCUGAGCUUGUGGUGAUGAUGCGUUGUGCUUUGUCCUUCAAGCUUGAGGGAGGUGUUGUAUUUCAAACUGUAUGCUGAAUAUAUAUCGAUUUGUACUGAUAAUGAAAUAAAGUUAGAAAUUGUACAUAAA
Molecule: messenger RNA, 2987 nt
Organism: Sardina pilchardus (European sardine)
Lineage: Eukaryota; Metazoa; Chordata; Actinopteri; Clupeiformes; Clupeidae
Gene: ndrg3b
Product: ndrg family member 3b
Exons: 16
Coding region: 207-1325 (372 amino acids)
Biological process (GO): signal transduction
Cellular component (GO): cytoplasm
Source: RefSeq, a predicted model, not a curated record